This is a messenger RNA of Linum trigynum, 1000 nucleotides long. The record is from the annotation of a GenBank genome assembly. Lineage: Eukaryota; Viridiplantae; Streptophyta; Magnoliopsida; Malpighiales; Linaceae.
UUUUAGAACCAGAGAAACACGUCUUACCUCGAAAGUGAAGUGGGAGUAAUUAGAACCAACUCCAAAAAGGCAGACCGCAGACACGAAAAGCACUAGAAGUCUACAACUGGAAGCCUCAAGAAGGAAUUUGAUGAAUCACAACUCACUGGAAAAACAACAAGUGUUAGAUUGAUAGAUUACUUCUAAUAAUGUAGACUUCAACAAACAGAGACUAACUAAAUGCCCAACUAAAUGCCCAGAACUCACCAGAGCCGACAGAAACAGGGAGGCUAGGUAUGGAGGUGGCAGGUGGCCGGUCAUCGAUGGUGGUGACAGAGAGCACAACUGGCCAAAUGGAGGACGAUAGUGAUGGCGGAGGGGAUAGCGCAAGUGAAAGAGGUGAUGGGUUCCAAGGCUCUGCUCUCUUCUCGAUCCGAAGAGACAAACGGAGGCAGUGGGUUCCAAGGCUCGAGCUGGAUCUUGUAGGAAGGGAUCAGAUCUCUGGUGAGUCGCGAUCUCUCACGAAUCAACUGCAUCUCGAAUCGGAGCUCGGAGGGGUUUCGAAUAAAGCUGCGUUUCAAAUCAAGCUGCGGUUCGAAUCAACUGCGUCUCGAAUCAGAGCUCGGAGUGGGUUUCGAAAACGAUGGCGGAGCGAGUGCGAUCUAGUGGGUCGGAGCUCGGAGGGGAUAACGAUGGCGGGGAUGGCCGUGGCGCCGACGGCGGUGGCCGGUGCUCGGUGGGUAGUAGACUACAGAGACAGCUCGGAAAGAAAGAAGUCUCUCGACUGAGAUGGAAGUGAAAGAGAGAAAGUCUGAAAGAGAAUCUCGAUUUUUUUUUGUUUUUUGUUUUUUCAUUUUUAAUUAUUUGGAUUUGGAUUGUUUUAUCCAAAUCCAUGGGUAAACCCAAAGUAGAUCCAAUAUAAUGGGUAUGGGUUUUGACCCAUCUGACUUCACCCAUUUGAAUUUAACUUGCACUCCAAACCCAACCCAACAAGGUUGGAUAAUUAAAAGCCCAUGGGUAU